CGCAUAUUCCAAGCAUUUCAUAACAACGUAGCUUCAAAACUUGAAAGUUGCUGUUGUAGUACACAAAAAGUGAAGUACAACAAACCAAACAGUAGAUGUCUCCCUAGUCCGUGCGGCUGUGUGUCUUCGCGAGGACGCUGCUGUCGACUGAUGACAGAGUCGCCAUUUUGAAAAGCAAAUCGUUCACAGCACACCCACCCUGAGUACUGGAACUAUGCCGCGGGGCCGGCCUCGCAAACUGAGAGUUCAAAGCAACGACGAAACAGAUGCGGAUCCCAGUGAAUCUAAGGCAGAGGGCUUCAGUGAUGGGGAGCUCAAGGAUAAGAAGUGCACAAUAUGCUCCCAGAUUUUUACCACAGAGAGCCAGCUGCAGAAGCACCUCCGUGAACAUGAGGUCAAUGAUAAGCCUCAUCGUUGUGACCAGUGCUCACAGACGUUCAACGUGGAGUUCAACCUCACGCUACACAGGUCCACACACACUACAUCGGACUUCACCUGCCCCGUUUGCAAUAAGAAGUUCUCUCGCAUCGCCAGCCUUAAAUCCCAUAUCAUGCUGCAUGAGAAGGAGGAGAAUCUGAUCUGUGCUGAGUGCGGAGAUGAGUUUGUUCUUCAAAGCCAGCUCUCUCUGCAUUUGGAGGAGCAUCGGAAGGAGCUCUCGGGCAUCAAGGUCUACACCUGCAAGACCUGCGACAAGGAGUUCAAGACGUCUGCGCAAAUAAAGGAGCAUAUGAAGAGUCACAUCAAAAUGAGGCCACUUACUUCUACUUCAAGAAACUACAAGAAAAACAUAGAUCGCAGUGGGUUCACAAACAGCUGCCAUCAUUGUGGAAAGGCUUUCAAAAAGCCCAGCCAGCUCAUCAGGCACAUCCGAAUACACACAGGUGAGAGACCCUACAAGUGCACGCACUGCGGCAAGGCUUUCAACCAGAAGGUGGUGCUACAGACUCACAUGGUGAGACACACCGGGGAGAAACCUCACCUCUGCAUGUUGUGCCCUGCCUCCUUCUCCCAGAAGGGGAACCUGCACUCUCACGUUCAGAGGGUUCAUUCUGAGACCAAAGGGGUGCCACUGUUCCCUUGCAUGGACUGCAGCUGUGUAUUUAAGAAACUUGGCAGUCUGAACGCCCACAUCAGCAAAAUGCACAUAUCCGUGAUUGAGGUGCCAUCCACCACUUCGGAGGCUGAAACAACAGGUCAGGCACCAGGGGUGCCAGAAGUUGGCGAGGGAGUGACAGAUGUCAUCCAGCAACUUCUAGAGCUGUCAGAACAGGUCAGUGGGGAGACAGCCCAGCCUCAGCCCCCAGAGCCAGCUAUCACAAUGGAAACUGCUAUUAACCAGGACAUCCUACAGCAAGCGCUGGAGAACAGCGGGCUGAGUGUGGUCCAACCCCAGAGUGACGCCCCACCAAGAGAGUCAGAGAACCAAACGACCGAUGGCGCUGUUGUGGAAAACAAGAAAGUGCAAAGUACAGACAAACUGAACAGGGAGAAAAAGAGGAGCAUUUUUAAGAAACCUAUACAAAUGCCAGGCUCCAUCAGGGAGGAGGAUGGCGUUCGCUGGCACGGAUGCCCCUACUGCUCCAAGGAGUUUAAGAAGCCCAGUGACCUUGUUCGGCAUAUACGCAUCCACACCCACGAGAAGCCUUUCAAGUGCAAACAGUGCUUCAGAGCUUUUGCUGUCAAGAGCACCCUCACAGCACAUAUGAAGACGCACACGGGUAUCAAGGCCUUCGAGUGUCAGAGCUGUCUGAAGUGCUUCUCCACCUCUGGCAGCAUGAAAGUGCACAUGCGGCUGCAUACAGGUGUGAGGCCUUUCCCCUGCCCUCACUGCGACAAGAUCUUUCGUACGUCGGGACACAGGAAAACACACAUCGCUUCUCACUUCAAAAGCUUGCAGCAGAAAAAGCAUAAAUUUCCACGGAAAGCAAACAAAGCCAAAGUGUCCAAAAGCAACCUACCGCUACCAGAUAUCCCCUUGCAGGAACCCAUCCUCAUCACCGACUUUGGUCUCAUCCCAUCCCAAAACCCCCGCCUGGCUUUUCAACAGUACCUGGAUGUUGUGGCCAAUGACCGGCCAUACAAGUGCCAGUUCUGCAGUAAAGCCUAUAAGAAGUCAAGUCACCUUAAACAGCAUGUCAGGUCUCAUACAGGAGAAAGGCCCUACAAGUGUGUCCAGUGCAGUCGCAGUUUUGCCUCCUCGGGAGUCCUCAAAGCUCACAUCCGAACACAUUCGGGGCUAAAGGCAUACAGGUGUUGUAUGUGCGACACAACGUUCACCACCAGCGGCAGCUUAAGGCGCCACAUGACCACUCACAGUGACCUGCGACCUUACAUGUGCCCCUACUGCCAGAAGACCUUUAAGUCAUCACCUAACUGUAGGAAACACAUGAAGACGCACAGGUAUGAACUGGCCCAGCAGCUACAACCCCAGUCAGGAGAAGACCCCCUGGGAGCUGGCACUGUAGCCCAUGACAUGCAAGUGGAAAUAGAGGGUGACACUCUCCAGCAAGCCCCGGCUGAAACAGCAGAGCAGCAGAGCAUGCUGGGACUGAACCAGACAGAGGUUGUAAAUGGAGGCCAGCAAGUGACACUGGACGCAAACCUGACUGUACAAGGAGAAGACUCAUAUGUGACUACCCAGCAUGCUUUGCCUCAGAAUAUCAGCCAGUUUGAGACACCAGCACUUCCUCAGUCUUCAUUUGACCAGCAAGCUCUAACACAAGGCUUCACCAUCACUGAAACGAGCUACAAUCAGCCCCAGUUCUCCACAGUCCAGCAGCUGCAGGACUCCAGCACCCUGGAGUCUCAGGCCCUUUCAUCCAGCUAUCACCCUCCAAAUCUGCUUCAUGUCCCACCUGCUGAGGUGACGAAUGGGCUUCUUCAGCAGAGCAGUCAAAACGACCUCCAGUUGCCUACAGAGACACAGGAGUACCAGGAAGACUGUGAAGACAACACUAAGAGAGCCUACAGGUGCAGUUGGUGCAGUAAAGCCUUUAAAAAGUCAAGCCACUUGAAACAGCACGUGAGAUCGCACACUGGGGAGAAACCAUUCGGAUGUAACCUCUGUGGACGAGCCUUUGUAUCAGCUGGAGUACUCAAGUCCCAUCUGAAUACCCAUACAGGAGUGAAGCCCUUUAAGUGUAAUGUUUGUGACGCCUCCUUCACCACAAAUGGCAGCCUGAAUCGCCACAUGAUCAUUCACAUCAAGUCUUUCAAAUGCUCCAUGUGUGAUGAGAGCUUCCGGACCAGCCUGCUUUGUAAGAGGCAUAUGAAAAAGGAGCACGCCAUGGACGAUCAAAUUAUAGGCCUGGAGUCAAGUCAAGAUGUGGAAGAAGAGGAAAAUGAAGAGGAAAAUGAACAAAAGACAUCAAAGAGGAGGGGAAUGGAAAUUAUCACGUUCACUGAAGAGCAGGCAGCCGAAUUGGCGAAGGAUCCCGGCGAGGAGGCCUCAGUUUCGGAGCGAAUACUUUCCCAGUCGGCAGCUGAAAGAGAUCGGAUCAGUGAGAUUAAAGACAAAGCCGUGGAGCUGGAAACCGAACCCAAGUUUGCCAACUGCUGCAAUUACUGCCCCAAGAGCUUCAAGAAGCCCAGCGACCUCGUCAGACACAUCAGGAUCCACACAGGAGAGAGGCCUUACAAGUGUGACGAAUGUGGGAAGAGUUUUACAGUGAAGUCGACCCUGGACUGCCACGUUAAAACACAUACAGGUCAGAAGCUUUUCAGCUGUCAUAUGUGCAACACCUCCUUCUCUACAAAGGGGAGCCUGAAGGUGCACAUGCGCCUCCACACCGGCUCCAAGCCCUUCAAGUGUCCCUUCUGCGAACUCCGCUUCAGAACUUCGGGUCACCGCAAAACACACAUCCAGUGUCACUUCCGUCCAAACGGCGACGGCCGCAAAUCCAAGCGUUCUUCCUCGUCCUCCAGUCAGGCCAGACAGGGUCAAGACCCAGCGACUGGGCAGGGUGUGGCUCCAAGUCAGGGGCAGCAGCCAACUGGAUCAGAGGCUCUUCAGUCUGUGGGGCUGCUGCAAACACCCAGCGCUGACCCCAGCAUUUACCUCCCAGCUAACCAGGUUCUCACAGGACAGUUUGACCAGAAUCUACUGCAGUCAGGACUAGUAGGACAGGCCCUCCUGCCCGCCUCCAUGUCAGCUGCAGGAGACUUGACCGUGUCGCUCCCAGAUGGCCUUACCACGCUGGACGGCAUCCACUUGCAGCUGACGCCCGCCAACCUGGUGUGUCCCAACGUCCAGAUCUCCGGCAUCGACACCAGCAACAUCAACAACAUCACACUACAGAUCGAUCCCGCCCUCCUGCAGCAGACUCUACAGCAAGGCGGCCUCCUCUCGCAGCCCCUGAGUGUCGAUACAGGUCUGGUCUCCCACUCAGGGAGCCAGCUCAUGUCUACGACUGACACCUCAGUGUCUGCCAACGUUGUCAUCCACCCACUGACCAGCCUGGCCUUGCAGCCCUCCACUAUCACACCUGCGCAGGUCACAAUGGCUGGACUAUCUGAGCAGGAUGCUGCCAGUUCUCAGGACCUAAGCAAUGUCAUGGGCAGCUCUGCGCUAGUGGCAGGUGGCAACAGCGGUCAGGAGAUCACCCUGACCAUCAACAACUCCAGCCUGACACAAGCUCUCGCCCAAGUCCAGGCUUCAGCUGCUGGUUCUGGCACAGCAGGAGGAAAUCCUCAGGAGAUCACCCUCACCAUAUCAGGUCAGGAUCUGCUCCCCCAGCCAAACAAUCCCAGUGCCGCUGAGAUGAACGGCAGCAUCAGGCUAGCGUCACCGCUAAACGGCCAAACCACCAGUGCAACUCUGACCAUCACCAAUGACCACCUGCUACCUCAAAGCCCCGCCAAUACUGGAAAUGCUGUCACCAGUCUGCCACCAAGCACCACCCUGUCUCACACUGCUGCCUCCCAGAGCCUAGUGAUGUCACCAGGAACUAUGGCCAGUGAUGGCAGCGUCACACUAACCCUUGCAGAUGCUCAGGGCAUGCUGGAUGGCGUCACCUUAAACCUCAAUACACAGGGUCAGACUUUCCCUGCAGUACUGAAUGAUUCUGGCCUAACAGGACAGCCAGGGACCACAGGCCAGCAGGUCAUACUGGUUAGCCACCAGUCCCAGUCCGCAAAUGGAGCAACAGACAAUGGAUAUACUAUUUCCACUGAUAAGGGUGGGAAAGAGCUCCAGGUGGAUACUGAUAACCGAAAUCAGUGUUUCUACUGUAAUCAAGUGUGCCAGAAUGCCAAUACACUGCGACGUCACUGCAGACAGGCUCACGGCAAGGACCGCUGUCAUGUCUGCAGCCUCUGUAGAAAGGCCUUCAAGCGAGCUACACACCUGAAAGAACAUAAACGAGUGCACCAGCCGGGCCCGUCACCCAGCUCCCAGAAGCCCAGAGUCUUCAGUUGUUCCUCCUGCGUAAAAGCCUUCGCCAAGCGCAGUCAGCUGGAGAGACACAAUCGAACGCACACAGGUGAGCGGCCUUUCAAGUGCACUCAGUGUGACAAGGCCUUCAACCAGAAGAGCGCUCUGCAGGUCCACAUGGUCAAACACACUGGAAAGAAGCCAUUCAAGUGUGAGGUGUGCAACAUCAGAUUCACCCAGAAAAGCAACAUGAAGCAUCACAUGAAGAGAUCGCACGGCUACGGUCAAAUACAAGAUGUGCCCCUGGGCCAAGAGGAAGCGGCGCCUCGGGUCGAGGUGACCCCUGAACUUGACCUGGAAGUGGUUCCUGAAGCAACAGGAGACUGGCCGAACGUCUUCUCCUGACCGCAACCCGCAUGACUGCCAAGUAUCAGAAAGCACUGCAGAGUCUCAUGAGCACUUACUGGCUAAACAGCAAAGCUUUGCCAAACACAAUAAUCCUCUGAAAGGGGCUGUGUGGCUGAAAACAGAUUUGAGGCUCCACCAUCAGCUGAAGUGAAUAGCGUUCAUCAUUUCUUUUCGUUACUGUUCUGCUCGGAUCUCGGCAUUCAUGUGGAUGUUUCUUUGACACCUGGCACCCAGCUAAGCUUUGUUGCCGACCAAAUGCACCUCUACUCUCCGGCCUACUUCUGCAGGGCAGUGGAGCCCCGCCACCUCUCAGAAAUUACUCCAGAAACUUAUCAAAAAGCCCUUCAAAUUCCCCAAAUCCCACUUGGAUUGUGCAGCUACAAUCUGAACUGGGAGAACUCCAUGGCCCACCCGACUGUGGACAAACACCCCCAUAGCUCCUGUCUCCAUCUGAAAAUGGGUCCGAGCUGUUUCAGAAGGACAACACAAGGAGGACCUGCUCAAUAUCAGUCAGGUGGUCUUAAUGCUGUACAUUCAAGUCCUCUGUCCUUGUAGCGGUCCCUGACUGUUUAUUCAAUUCAGCAUCAAAGCAAGGGGAGUCUGGCUCCCUCUGAUUGGCCUAAUGACUUUUAUCCGUUCUGCUGCGGUCUGAUUGUCAUCAGUAUGAUAACCGCUGGAGAGGUUUGGUUCAGGGAACACAGGCAUCCCAGAUAAGUCUCCACUCUGGAGACAGAGGUCUCCCACUAAUGCCGGCCCUGCUGGAAAUAGAGGAAACUGGAGCGUGCUGCAGAAACUUCCCAGCGACCAGUGUCGUCUCUUCUUCGGUGGUGUGCUCACAGGGAGCUGCAGGCAGCUUACUGCUGUCAUGGCCUAAAAGCAACCGCCUUACAGUACAUAAGACAGAAAGCACUUCUUUUCUACUGGUUUACUUUUGUCAUAUUUAUACUGUACAUAUUUCAUCUCCGAGUGAAAUGUUUAUUUUCGAUUGAUGUUUUAGUUUGAAAACAGCGGCUCACUGUGAAAGCUGCGCCAUUUUCCAGAUUCAUGAUUGAGGACUGCAACACUUUUUCUUUACUGUCUCACUUUGUAAAUAGUGUAGUUAGAUGGGGUAUAUUUUUUGAUGAACCACCACAACACAGAUUAUUGGAUAUAUAUAAUUUGAGCAUUAGGUUGCAUUUGUUAUGAAGCAAAGCCAAUGUACAGCUGUUUUGUUCUUUUCUAUUGUCCAUAAUAAGUUAAGAUUAAAGUAAUUUUUCUACUAAUUAAAGCUGGUUGUUUGUUCAUUACUAUGAAUUACAGAUAGAAUAAACUGUUUUGACGUUUUGGCUAAUGGGGGCUUAUCGGCUUUGUUGCCAAGAGUCAAAUGAGGACAGUUGCUUUUGCACAGGAGGAGCAUUCAGGCAAUAUAAAAAGGUGGUCCCCUGCUGAUUUUGUGCUGCUUAUCUGAGUCAGUGUGCAAGCAAAAAAAAAAAAAGGAGGGGGGAUCAAGCUAUUUUUAUAAACUGCCUCUCCAGGUGCGAAAUGUGACAGGGAAUGUGCUCAUAAGUCACUCAAGAUCUGCACACUAGAUUUUAGCAAGUGAAUUCAAACGGAGCAUUUUUAACAAGAAAAUUCCAGAAGGCAUAACCGUGGUCGGCUUGAGCAACGAGCCCGGCCUUGCUCUGAUUUGUUGGGUAGAGGCAGUGCUUCUACAUAAAAAUACAAAGUAGCUGUUUGCUGGAUUUGACCCAACACCAGCGUUGAUAUAAAACUAGUCGACAACUGUUUUUUCUUGAGUUUUUUGGACCAAACAUGAUGUAAUCUAUUCACUGGUGAGCUUGUGAUCUGGAUGUAGGAACUCCUGGCACAAUUUUCACACAAUUAAAAUGUCUUUUUUUUUUGUCUCUGUAAAACCACAGUGGGGAUUUUAAAUCAAACAAUCAAUAUGCGAUUGAAGUCCAGACUUUCAGCAUCUCAAGGGAGGAAACUUCAGGUUAUAGAUGUCAGGAUUUUCAUGCAUGUCUUAAAAACAGACCUUGGAAUUAAAAUCAUGUCAAUUUGUCCAGCUACUUCAGAGCAUCUGAAAUGGGGUCAACAUAUUAAAAAUGGUUGUAAUUCCUGAACAGUUAAUGCAGUACUUUUCUUAAAGUCUUUGAAAGUCUGCACAGCAAACUCUGGACCUGUCUGUACCUCUGCUAUAUCGUCACAUAAAACAGACAAAUAUCCAUGUUGGGUAACUUCAUCCUGUUUUCCAUUAACUUUCCCAUUCAUUGUGCAACUACAAUAGAUUUCCCCAGGUUCAAAUUAGAACUCAUACAGCUGUUACAUGGCUGGUGUUUCUGUGGCCUCUGAUUCACUUUUGAAUAACCACUCCAAAAUGACGUGGAAAAGGAAGAAAAAAACAUGUUUGGAGGGCCGUGUUUAUCUUUAAUUAUGAAAGCUGUGGUAAAAAGAAUUUCACAUGUAUCCUCUUGGGGGAAAUGCAUUCAUACUUUCAAUGCUCCAGCAAGCUUUUGUACUUCAGUAAUUUCAGCAUGACAUGAAACUGCAUAUACUCUGUGUGAUUACACAUGUGCUAGAAUAGCGAGCAGGUACUCCAUCUGCUCCGGUCAUGAGCUCGGAAAGCUUGGCCCAAAUAGUGAUUACCGAGUGAAUCAUGAAUUUAGGCUUAAUGGGGAAAAAAAGACUGGCAUGUCUUUGUUUGGUGUGACCUUGUUACACUUUGUUUCACUGUUUUUUGUUGUUUUGUUUUUUUAAAAGAUACAUCAUUUGCUGCUCUAGACAAAAAGACACAAUGCAGUCAGUAGAGCUGGUUUUAUAUAUUUAUAUAUAUAUAGAUAUAUAUAUUUUUUUAAAUGUUUUAUUCUCAGUUAAGUGGCAGGUCAUGUUUUAUUACACAUACAGUAAUGAGGAGGAAGUUUACAUUCAUUCUCAGGGUCCUUUCAGAACAAAGAAAAACAACACAGCUCUCAGAAGGCUCAAGCAAACAGGGGGCGGGUGGAGAUGCUGCAGAUCACACGUGGCUGCUUUUGGAAGAUGGAUGGAACAGCACAAAACUUCUUCUUUUUCUUGUUUGUUUUUUUACAGAAAACUCACAAAUUGUCAAAAAGAACAAAAACACCUCAUAAUGUGUCAUUACAAAGUUAGUUACAGAGCACCUUUUUGAAAUUGUGUGUUUUUUAUUAUCCACAUGAAGGAAAAACAGCACAUUGUAUUUGGUAGUCAGGAGGAAAGGCACUUAUUGUUGAGCUUUUUUUUUUAAUGAAUUCAGUUUACAGUAUCUGUGCCAAACAGGAGACAGAAGCAAUGAGAUGAGGAGACUUACAGUACACUAAAGCACUGAAGAAAGGUCUGAAUGUGGCAUCGUGAUUCAGAUUCAAGGUUUUAAAAAAGGUGGAAAACUGCGCUGUUAUGUGUGGACAGGUAGAUUAGUCAUUAUCUCAUAGACUGAAAGAGACUGCAGGAGAAACUCAAAAUUUAGAAAAUUUAGAAACUUUUACAACAAAACUCCAGAUUCAGCCUUAGGUCCUAUGAUGACAAACGCAGAUCAACGUACAUGUAGGACAGGACGCUUAACUUAAGUGACGUAGACAGCGUGACGAGACAGAAAACCGCUCUUUUCUAAAACAGAAGUCACCCGGUCUUUUCACCCGAUCGGCAGACGGCAAUGACGGUCAAGUCAGUCGGACUUGCACCGGCCCUAACCUUCAGCUCUCCGGGUCUGCUUCAGUUUUAGCCACCUUGUGUUAGAAAGAAAUACAUGGAGACAUCCACAGAAACCCAAAUACACGUAUAUAUAGAGGGGUGGGGGCGUUCAGGCUGCACAUGUGAGCGGCUUCGGGAUCAACUUCGGCAAACGGUUCACACCGGUGAUGAUGACUGCAUAGACUUAGCACAAUGCAAUGCAGGGAAAGGAGGGAGGAGACAGAUUGUGUCGCUAUCUACCAGCCAAAAGAGUGUUUGGGGCGGUGGGGGGGUGGGGUGGAAAGAAAUGAGGGAUUUAGUGAGCAUUAGAGUGUUAACAGAGGUGGAAGGGAAGGUGAGUCUAAGGGAUGACUAAGAUUUCCUCGUUUUCUUCCUCUUCCUCUUUUUUUUUUUUUUUUUUUU
This is a messenger RNA of Haplochromis burtoni (Burton's mouthbrooder), 9865 nucleotides long. Its product is annotated as zinc finger protein 236. Gene Ontology annotation, cellular component: nucleus. The coding region runs from base 215 to 5776 and encodes 1853 amino acids. The transcript is spliced from 32 exons. The record is from RefSeq and is a predicted model, not a curated record. Gene Ontology annotation, molecular function: DNA-binding transcription factor activity, RNA polymerase II-specific; RNA polymerase II cis-regulatory region sequence-specific DNA binding. Gene Ontology annotation, biological process: regulation of transcription by RNA polymerase II. NCBI's taxonomy places the organism in Eukaryota, Metazoa, Chordata, Actinopteri, Cichliformes, Cichlidae.